Octopus bimaculoides (California two-spot octopus) is the source of this 1215-nucleotide messenger RNA. RefSeq lists its product as uncharacterized. The record is from RefSeq and is a predicted model, not a curated record. Gene Ontology annotation, molecular function: protein binding. NCBI's taxonomy places the organism in Eukaryota, Metazoa, Mollusca, Cephalopoda, Octopoda, Octopodidae. Gene Ontology annotation, biological process: signal transduction.
CUGAUUUUCGGCAAAAUCUCCAGUGAUCGUUGGAUGUUACUAAACUCCACGACACUCACCCUUUUGAAUGGUUCUUAGGACAUUGUUCUAGAGUUGUGACCUGUUUUGUUACAUAUUGUUCACCCAAGCAAGAAGCCAUGACAUUUUUAUCUUAUCUGUCUAUCCACACAAUUUAAAAUCAAAUGUCUAAAUACAGAGAACUUGUUAAACAGAUUAGGUUUUUUUCAGAAGAAAUUGGCUCUCUACUCGAAUUGAAAUAUAUUUCUGGAAUGUAUGUAAUUCAUUGUGUGUAAAGCAAUUUUUAUGAUGUACUAGAGUCAAGACAUAUAUUUAACAAUAUGUAUGUGAAUGCCUCACACACACACACGUGCGAGUGUAGAGUUCAUAUACACAAACAUUUGCAUUUAUGUAAUUAUUUAAAAAAGGCGUUUUUUAUGUACUCUUACUGGUCCUUGUAGUGUUUCAUAAUAUUCUGUACUCUAAACAUGUGCUCAAUGCAAUAUUUCUUACAAAUGAAUGUUAUCAGUGGCAUAUGGUUAUGCUUUGUUCCACAGAUGUCUGCUGUGUGAAGUUAAUGAUGCUACAGUGAUGUUUCAUCCAUGUGAGCACACUGUUACAUGCAACGAUUGCUGUUUAAAGAUUGAGCGUAAAACUUGUCCCGAGUGUCGACAAGUUAUAGCUGAGAAAAGCGGAUUCGAGUCCAUAAAACUGGAGGUGAAGCAUCUCAAUAGAGUGUCGAUGAUGUUAGGGAAUCAAUGGCAGCAAGUUGGAAUUGAAUUAGGACUUAAACAAAUUGAGCUGGAUAUUAUCAAGGCUGACCAUCCAUGUGAUACUAUAGGACAGAGCUUCCAGAUGCUCAAAAAAUGGUUCAAGAAGUGUAAAACAAAUGAACGCACAUUCAAAACACUCAGAGACGCUUUUGAAUUAUUUCACUGUUAUGAUGCACUCAAAUGUCUAGACAGUGUAAAUGUUUAGUCUCAGGUCAACCAAAUAGAGACCUAUGAUCAAAUGCACUCCAGCCAUGACCAUCCUGUCUUUAUCCUUCAUGUAGAUGAGCCAGAAACAUAUUGUCCAGUGUAUUUUUCCUUAAAGUGACAAGGUAUGAAUUGUGGUGGAUUUGGCUACUACUUCUAGCAGAUCUAUCUACCACAAAGAAAUCCCUUUGCUGAUAUGGCUCACUUUGUUUUGUUUUGGUUUAGGGCAGGCCUUCCAAAA